AUGAGAAGAUUCCUCGUGUUUUCCACCUGUCAACCAUUUUUUCACCUGUCCCUUUUGCCCAUGCAUGAGAAGUGCUCCGUGCACGGGUGCCGGAAUAAUAUGAAAAUAUGUCUCCCGAGUGAAAAACAUAGAAAAACAACGAGGAGCUCUUCGUCAUUGGUUCUGGUGUGUUCUCAUUCAGGUGGAGCAAUGGAUGCUAACAUCACACUGUGGCAGUUCCUAUUGGAACUGCUGUUGAGCAAGGAGCACGAAGACAUCAUUGCAUGGACGAACCAGGAAGGGGAGUUCAAGCUGAUCAAUGCCGAGGAAGUGGCUCGACUUUGGGGUCUCAAAAAGAACAAGUCCAAUAUGAACUACGACAAACUCAGCCGAGCCCUCCGGUACUACUAUGACAAGAACAUCAUCAAGAAGGUCAUGGGCCAGAAGUUUGUUUACAGGUUUGUGUCAUUCCCGGACGGUGUGAAGCAAGAACUGCCCCUCACGUACAUGAAGAGUCACAUCAUGGGGAAUCACCGGGAUCCAGCCAUACAUGAGGCAUCGCUUCCUCCUAGUCCUCGGUCUCCACCUUAUGCUCACCCUCAGACAUUUGAAGGGCCUCAACCAGAGAAGAGCCCCUUGUGGUACAUCCCCCCUUUGAUACCAAUACCCGACGGAUCGACUCACAUCUCAGGUCAAGGUUUAUCCAAGUUCACUCGCCCUCCUCCCCCAUAUCGGGAGCCAUUUCGAGUGGGUCAGCCUCCAAUGGCUCAUGCAGAUUCGUCACCCCGGAUGCGCAUCCAACCCCGUGUGUUCACCUUUGACUUUGUGGACAAGGUAGUCCUACCAGGAUCGCAGAAUCAGGAUACUCCAACGGACCUGAGCCUACAUCUGAAACGCCCUGCUGAGGAAUUUCCACUUCCAUCACCCAGUGCCAAAUCCAACAAGAACAGUCCCGUGGACUUCAGCAUUGCUGCCAUCAUGUCCCCGUCCCCAUCGUCCAAGUCGGAGUCAUCCAAUCCAGAAAGUGGAACAUUUGUCCUUCCAGAUGUCCCAGCAUCUAAGCGGGCUAGGCUUGAAGAAGCAUGCAAGGACAAGGACAGGAUGCCAAGGUCAGACAUCCUUGAACCAGAAGUGAUAGUGAAAACAGAGCCCAUAGUGAAAACUGAGCCUGCUUCAGAUGAUGAGAACAGCAACCCAGGUUUUACUCAAGAGACAAAGAAAGGAAGUGAAGACACAGCUAAAAGCAAGGGGAGAGAUGCCAGUGGUGUUCUCUUGGAUUUCCAUCCACGGAACUCCAGCAGGGACGGUGAAAGAUCCUCAAAUAAACCGAAGCCUAGUCCGUUGUCUAUAGACUCGAUCAUGACCCCAUCCACCAUCAAUACUCCGUUGCCGAGCCCACGACAAUACUCUGGUGGGUUCUCCACACUCCCAAGCCCAUUCCCAACUUCUCCGUUCAUCCCUGUGUCUUCGAGUCUCAAGAGUCCCUUCAUGCCUCCUAGUCUUAGCUUUUGGAGUUCCUUGUCACCAUUGACUGCUAUUAGCCCCCGUUUCCCUGGCAAUGGACCAGGACCCACAUUCUUUCAGUUCCCAUUUGUAUCACCAUCCAAAGGAGGGAGCCAAAAUGUGGAGAACGCACCACGAUCUCCCAAUAAGAGUGCGUCUCACUGAUGGAUGGUCCACCUGUGAUGGUUUUUUGCUUGUUCUUCACGCAGAACGAACUUUGUCUCCAAGUGCCUUGAUCUGUGUGUGAUAUAACCUGCUUUCCUCACCAUUGCUCAAUCAGAAGUGUAGGAGCUGACGUGGACUGAUUCGGGUCAAUACAAAACUCACGAUAUUCAACAUUAACAAACUUCUGGAUAGGUAUUUGCAUCAUGCUCUAUUCAUAUUAGAUGCAGAAGCACUCUUGAUUAAUUUUCUGGAAAGUAAGGCAUUAUAUUGUCUCAGUGCAAUUUUCUUAAUUUGUAAACUACUCCAGUCUCUAUUUUCCUGUACAUUAUUGAGUUCACAUUUGUGCCAAUGUCUGGAACUUGGCAUUCUACUGGAUCUCAGCAUAAAUUUUCUUUUUUUUAUGAACUUUAAAUUCAAUAACGAUACAAUGAUUGAUUUGAUGUAUCCCAUUCUGUGAUGUACCGUGCCUCGGCUCCCAUUGCCUUAUGCAGAGAACCUUCACAAUGAUUGCACAUGUGGAGUAGUUAAGAGGGGAGGGAAAAAGAAAGCCUGUCCUUGGUGCCAUUGGGAUCUGGUAUCUCCUGGGUAUGGUGAUACAGUUUCUUCAUGGGAAUCGGCACAGUGCCAUUCACACAGUACAAAGUCCUGUUUCCAAGAGGGAGAGAGGAAACUUUGGUCUUAGUUAUUCUGUAUUCUUUCUUUUCAUUUUUUCUAUGUACUUUCCAACUUCUUUGCUGUUGAAGAAUUCUUCACCAUAUUAACUUACAUUUCAGGGAUUCAGAAUGUCUACAUCUCAAGGAGAGGCAUGUCGCAAUGGGUUUUUCAGGGAACACUGGAAUCCAGUGCCUAUAUCCAAAUGGGGAACUUGGUAUUAAAAAAAUAUUUCAUGAUUGAAAUUUUGUAGCAUUAAGAGGUAACGCUGUGGUAUUGGCUCAGCGAAAAUUCUUUGUUCAAAAUUUGACAUUUGCGUUUUGCCAAGUCAUUAUGCCAAAUUCAUCUUAUUUUGGCUUGCCUUCUCUGGGCAUUAGUACGAAACUCUUGUGAUUUCACCCUGAUCCCAUUAUCAUAGCAUGUCUCAACGAAAUGAAUUUUGCUGUGCAAGUUUGUCUCUCUUCCUCUCAUGGUUUUCUUUUGAUGUUGAAAUGUGAUAGAUGGGCUAAAGAAGGGGGGAAAAAAAAUUUGGUUUCUUGUUGUGUUUUCUGCUCCCGGGAUGGUUGCCAACAUUUUGGUGUAUAUAUGAAAUGAAGGAAAGGAAGAUGGUGAAUCAGUUGAUAGCCCGGAUGAUCAAUUGAUAGUGCUGGAG
Darwinula stevensoni is the source of this 2950-nucleotide messenger RNA. NCBI's taxonomy places the organism in Eukaryota, Metazoa, Arthropoda, Ostracoda, Podocopida, Darwinulidae. The record is from the annotation of a GenBank genome assembly.